AUGUCGCAGCAAAAUGAUGACCUAGCCUACGGCGGCUAUUAUGAAUCGUCGCGAGGAUCUGGCGACAACUCGAGGGGACUUGGUGGCACCUUUAAGAAGCUUCGCGACAAUUACAAGACUCACUCAAGCUCGUCGCAACCCUCGGGUCAGCCCGGCCAGUCCGGCCAGCCCUAUAAUCAGCCCUACAACCAAUCCUCCAACCCACCUUCCAACCAGCAAGGCCCUCCAGGUCAAAAUUACCAAGGCCAGAAUCAGUCCUCUCAGUAUGGGUACAGCAGCCAGAGCCCCAAUCCUCAGUAUCAACAGCAGCCUCACCAAGGACAAGGUCGCAAGGAAGAUAAACUUUCCGGCUUCCUGAACAAGAUCCAGGGUACUGUGACCGAAUAUGGUUCUGAGUGGGCCACGAAAAUCGGCACUACCAUCGAUCCACAGGCAUAUGCGCAGUAUGGCCACAACAAACCCACCACAGAGCAUCGAUUCGACAGUUUUGCGCCCCCUCGGGAACACAACGACGCGAAAUGGUAUGUCGAUGGUUGCAGCUACUUUUAUGCCGUAUCCAAGGCCCUAGAGAAUGCACGGGAAUCUAUUUGGAUCUUGGAUUGGUGGCUCUCCCCUGAACUAUAUCUGAGACGACCACCCUCCAAGAACGAGAACUACCGUUUAGAUCGCAUGCUUCAAGCGGCAGCCCAGCGCGGCGUCCGCGUUAACAUCAUUGUUUACAAGGAGGUUACUCAAGCAUUGACUCUGUCUUCUUCUCAUACUAAGCAAGCCUUGGAGGCUUUGCAUCCCAAUAUCGCCGUUUUUCGACACCCCGAUCAUCUUCCUAAUGGACAUGAAGUGGCAUCUGAGAUCGAGAGCGCUUUCCAGCAUUUGUCGCUAAACUCCAGCACCCUGGCCAGAAUGAACAAAGACAACCUCAAGGGCGUUUAUGGCGCAACAGACGAGAUGAUCCUCUACUGGGCUCACCAUGAAAAGCUCUGUCUGAUUGAUGGCCGGAUUGCCUUUAUGGGUGGUCUGGACCUUUGCUUCGGUCGUUGGGAUACCCACCAACAUGCUAUUGCUGAUGUGCACCCCGAGGACUUAAAUGAGACUGUCUUCCCAGGUCAAGAUUAUAACAACUCUCGGGUUCUCGAUUUCCACAACGUUGCUCAAUGGGAGAGCAACCAAUUAGACCGAAGAGUCUCAUCUCGCAUGGGAUGGUCAGAUAUCUCUCUCAGUCUCCACGGUCCUGUCGUGGAAGAUCUUCGCAGACACUUUGUCGAGCGAUGGAACUUCAUCUACGAUGCGAAGUAUCAGACCAAGAACAACUCGCGAUACGCAAGACUGGCAUUGUAUGGUCGACCAAACUCUUCCACGGGCCCGCAGGGUGGCCCACAACAGCAAAACCUGUAUCCAUCUGGACAAUCUAGCCCUCAGACCCAACAGCCUGGCCAACAGAAUACAUCUUCCCAGGCUGGAGGUGCAGCCUCUACUCAAAGCCAGCAGCCUUCAUGGCAGACCGGUCCAACUCACUCAUCUACUGGCCUGUCUUCUGUCAGCCCGCAGCAGUCCCAGACCUACCCCCCUCCCCCCGGUCAGGCUUCAACCCAAAGUCAACAGAGUAGCACACCCUCUUGGCAAACUGGGGCUGCUGUAUCCUCUGCAGCUGUAGGCCAGGCUUCUACCGGUACACAGCCUCAAUACCACCACCAGCAGCCCCAACAGGCGCAGACUCCAUCUCAUCAGAGCUAUCAGCCAACUGAUUACCCACCACCACCUGGCCAAAGCACAGACCAAAGCCAAUACCAACAAAGCUCCGCACCAUCUUGGCAGUCUGGAAAGACAGAUUAUUCUUCUCAGCCAGUCUCUCGCCCUCAAUCCAACUCGCAAGACCCUCCUCCCGCAUACACUAGCGGGGUUCCGGAGCAGGCUCAUGGAGUACACCAGUAUUCUUACACUGGAGACUCAUUCCCCCCUCCCCCUCCUGGAGCUCCACCCACCCAGUCGCCCGGUAACACUCCUCACCCUGCUCAACAGCAGGCGCAAGGACACGGAUCUUACUACCCGCCACCGGGAGGCAAUGUGUCCGAGUUACCAGCCCAGAACUCUGAAAACUAUUCCCCUCAAAGUCAAUCCCAGGGUCACAGCCAGGCGCCCUACUACCCACAAUCUUCAACGCAGUCUCCGAGCUACCAGAGCCAGCCACAAGACCAACACUCUUACUACCCCCCUCCUCCGUCCCAGGAGACCCAUUCCGCUACCCGUGGAAUUGGCGGCGGUCACCAAUACGAAGGGGAGCGUGGAUUUGUGCCCAAGCGAUUCGAAGACAAGUUCAGUCAAUACGUCAAUCCACUUCGUGGACAGCUUGCUGGACAGAUUCAUCAGUACCAGGACCGCCUUUCCACCUAUGGCCAACCUCAAACCCAAACCCAAGGCCACAUGUCGUGCCAAAUUGUGCGCAGUUGUGCCAAGUGGAGCAAUGGUAGUCCCGUGGAACACUCUAUUGCAAAUGCUUACGCUGCUGUUAUUAAGAACAGUCUGCAUUUUGUCUACAUCGAAAAUCAGUUUUUCAUCACAGCAACUGGGGAUCAUCAAGGUCCAGUGAAGAACACCAUCGGAGCCGCAAUUGUGGAGCGUAUUCUUCGCGCCGCCCGCGCCGGUGAGAAAUUCAAGAUCAUUGUAGUCAUUCCAUCUGUACCUUGCUUCGCAGGCGAUCUCCACGAUGAUGAAACUCUCGGCACUCGAGCUAUCAUGGAAUUCCAGUACAACUCCAUCAACCGUGGUGGCAACAGUAUUAUGGAAUUGAUCGCUAAGGAGGGUUACAACCCAAUGGAGUACAUCCGAUUCUACAACCUUCGAAACUACGAUCGAAUCAACAAUGGAAACAUUAUGGCCACAGCUGAGCAACAAAGUGGUGUCAACUACGGUGCUGCUAGUCAUCAGUAUGAGCAGCAGGCUGCCGCGCCCGUCAAUCCUGGCCAGCCGGCUACUACACGAAGCGCUUUCGACCCCACUGCUCCAUUUGAGCAAUACCAACACGCUGCACAGAAGGCGCCCGCGGAUCAGACAGCUGGUGCUCGACGCUGGGAUAGUGUUAGUUCAUGCUACAUGCUGGGCGGUGAGGAUAUCCGCAACGUGCCAUGGAAUGGUCACCCAGAAGCAGAGAUUGAUGCAUUCGUGAGCGAAGAACUUUAUGUUCACUCCAAGGUUAUGGUUGCCGACGACCGCAUUGUUAUUUGCGGAUCAGCCAACUUGAACGACCGCUCCCAAUUGGGAGAUCAUGACUCUGAGAUUGCGGUUAUUAUUGAGGACUUUACUCCAGUUCAGUCCACUAUGAACGGCAAGCCCUGGACUGCCAGUCGCUUUGCCUCGUCUCUUCGCCGAGAGCUGAUGCGCAAGCAUCUCGGUCUGUUGCCACCACAAGAUUACCAGCGCCCAGAUGCAAGCUUCGAGCCCGUUGGCGUCCCCAUUCAGUUCGACUUUGACUGCCCUGAGAGUAAGAUUGUUGCGGAUCCCCUCUCAGACGCGAUGCAGAGCUUGUGGAAUUCUCGUGCCCGGAACAACACCGAGGUCUUCCGCAAGGUAUUCCAUGCUGUGCCCGAUGACAAUAUUCGUAACUGGGCCACAUACAAGGAGUUCUACGAGUAUUACUUCCAUGAUGCUGAUAGGGAGGCCGAGGGCAGAGAAGGAUUUGGCAGACCUGCCCGAUACCAGUGGGGCCAUGUUGUGCGGGAUGAUUUCCCCCCUGGUCCGGAUGGAGUGAAGCAGGUCAAGGAGCUACUGAGCUCGGUUAAGGGAACUUUGGUGGAGAUGCCUUUGAUGUUCCUUGGUGAGGAGGAUAUUGCAAAGACUGGAUUGACUCUGAACGAGUUGACCGAGCCGAUUUACACUUGA
Messenger RNA from Penicillium angulare, 3873 nucleotides. RefSeq names its product putative phospholipase D (PLD) (gene pld2). Gene Ontology annotation, molecular function: catalytic activity. The coding region runs from base 1 to 3873 and encodes 1290 amino acids. Gene Ontology annotation, biological process: cell motility. The record is from RefSeq and is a predicted model, not a curated record. Lineage: Eukaryota; Fungi; Ascomycota; Eurotiomycetes; Eurotiales; Aspergillaceae. The transcript has 4 exons.